CGCGCCGGGCGUGGGUGUGGGCGUGGGCAAGUAGAGCGGGCGCGGCGGGAGCGCGGGGCAGAGGGACGCUGGCUACCCUGGACAGCGCAUCUUCGCCCGCCGGGGUCGCCGCGCCUCAGCGGAUCAUGGAGCAUUUAAAGGCCUUUGAUGAUGAAAUCAAUGCUUUUUUGGACAAUAUGUUUGGACCUCGAGAUUCCCGAGUCCGAGGAUGGUUCAUGUUGGACUCUUACCUUCCCACCUUUUUUCUUACUGUCCUGUAUCUGCUUUCCAUAUGGCUGGGUAACAAAUACAUGAAGACCAGACCUGCUCUUUCCCUCAAGGGUAUCCUCACCUUGUACAAUCUGGGAAUCACACUUCUCUCCGUAUACAUGCUGGCAGAGCUUAUUCUCUCCAGUUGGGAAGGAGGCUACAACUUACAGUGUCAAGAUCUUGCCAGUGCCGGGGAAGCUGAUGUCCGGGUAGCUAAGGUGUUAUGGUGGUACUACUUCUCCAAAUCAGUAGAGUUCUUGGACACAAUUUUCUUUGUUUUGCGGAAAAAAACCAGCCAGAUUACUUUUCUUCACGUAUACCAUCAUGCCUCCAUGUUUAACAUCUGGUGGUGUGUUUUGAACUGGAUACCUUGUGGGCAAAGCUUCUUCGGACCCACCCUGAACAGUUUCAUCCACAUCCUCAUGUACUCCUACUAUGGCCUUUCCGUGUUCCCGUCCAUGCACAGGUAUCUCUGGUGGAAGAAGUACCUCACACAGGCUCAGCUGGUGCAGUUCGUGCUCACCAUCACGCACACCAUGAGCGCAGUGGUGAAGCCCUGCGGCUUCCCUCUGGGCUGUCUCAUCUUCCAGUCUUCCUACAUGCUGACGUUAGUCAUCCUCUUCUUAAAUUUUUACGUGCAGACAUACCGGAAAAAGCCAGUGAAGAAAAUUAUGGAAGAGCCACCUGCUGGGAAAGAAGUGAAGAAUGGUUUUUCCAAAGCCUACUUCACCACCACUAAUGGGGUUAUCAACAAGAAAGCACAGUAAACGUCAAGUGACAGACAAAGCAUAUAUAAUAGCCUAACAGAUUCGCUUGUUUUAAAGCAAAGACUGAAUUGAAAGUUAUAUAUGUUUUAGCAUAAACUAAUUUCUUUUGAGUUUAUAAAUCAUUUGUACCUGGAAUGUAUUAAUAUAUUGCUAUUAGGUUAAUCUGUUAACUGAAUGCUUCCGUCAGCACACCGCGUCACCUCAGACCUGGUGCAGCUUCUCUGUCCUCCUCCCCAUAAACUGAACCCCUCACCAGAAACUGUCUCUGUAACGCCUUAAACACACGCAAAGCCAGGAAACAUGGAGCCUUGUUUUCUGAAGCCAGUCUUCAAAUAAAAUGUUUUCUUUAAAAUGUUGAAAACAAAAUGUCAAUUACCUUCUAACUACAGGGUCUUCAUCUAUAUUAAGCAAUAAUCGCUUAGUCCUUAUUAAGCAAUAAAGUCAUCAGUGCAUUUGUCCCAACCCCAGAAAAUAUUAAAAUGGAUUAUACACAGAAAACAGGAAAACCUAGCAAAACUUUGAAGGUAGUGUAGGAAUUUGACAGACUCUAAGUCUCAACUUAGUGAUAUGGUAAUGAAAUCUGUAUUUUAUUUUGACAAUUCCUUUUUCUAAGGAGGAAAAAAACCUUCUGCCAAAUCCUCCUAGCUCAGGGGCUUCGGAUAGGAAUCGUUCCUCUGUUUUAUUUUGGUUUCCGUGACUAUUCAUAUAUUCCUGUCACCUUCUAUGUUAAAUUUCCCCAGGUUAUGUUGUGAACAGACACCCUGCUCAGCUCUGAAAGCAGGAUCUAAAUCUGGCUGCCUGUUUCCUUUCUUAUCAAGGAAUCUUCCCUUUUCCCUAGAAGGAGAAGGCACUGGAAUAUUUAUAAAUUAGAGCCGUUGGGGCAAAACAGAUGUUGAGUUGGCCCGCUACUUCUUGUGAGCCUGCUUGUGGAUAAUACCCCCAAACACUGCUGUCACUCUUUGUAGGUUAACUUUUUGGGAAAACGGGAAGAGGAGGAUGAUGCAAAGAUUCCAGCGCUGAGCCAGGGACUGGUAAUGAACCUCAGUGAAAAGUGCCAGUUCGGCGAACUCUGCACAUCCCUUCCCUGCCCAGGUAACACGCUUUCUCCUGAGAACAAGCACAAAAGCAGAGGAGAGCAGCAGUAAUAUUUUUUUUUCUAAGUAUUAAACCUUUACUGUUCACUUGCACCAAGAACGGAAACAGUUUUUGAAGAUGCGAGGAAGAUUUUUACCCAUAAGACUUGCCACUUUAGACAUUUUCUUUUUCCUUCCUUUUCUUUAAAACAACUUGUAGUUCAUAAUGUUGAGGUCAGAUGUGCAAGCGCCGGAAAGGCGCGCUUACUGCUGUCUGGGCCCGACGGUCUGUCCGGAGGUGCCUUUCUGUCCUUCUUGGGCCCUCGAUUUCCAGUGUUAAAAUUCUUUUCCCUGUUUAAAAAAAGCGCGCGGACUCUGGUACGACACAGACCCCGGUGGUGUUUUCCCCCUUCCCGCUCCUGUCCGCUCCCCUCUCCGGACCUGGCCUGCUUUGCGGAAGGUGACGGCGCCGCGGGCCCCUGGUCCGUUUUUACCCAACACGCAUUUCUGACGCCCACUUACUCUGUAUUUACUCUUCUAAAAAGUUGUUGAAAACUGAUUUUUCUAGGCCGCUUCAUCCCCACUUCCUUCCAUCCCGUCCUAACAGUAUUGCUCUGAGUUUCGUUCUCUCCCAGAAACUCGUUCCAAAAGAAGGGCCAGCCUCUGGCUCCUCCUCUGCAACAAAACGCGGGUUGGACUAAGCCCCUCAGAGGAACUGGACUCGAGUUCAGUUUUAGGUCCCAAGGGAGGCCUAAAAAUCUGUUCUCAAAGUACAUCCGGAGGGGAAAGUGGGACCCAGGGAGAAGCCGGACCUCACCCGGCGCGCUUCCGUCUCUGAGUUUACCUGCCGCUUUGCGGCUUCCCUGGACUUGGUCCUGGCCGAGAAAGGAGAGAAGCCAUCCUUCAGCGGAGUGACCCAGCCCACCAGCCCUAAGUAGAAGGCAGGGGGAAACCUCUCAAAGGGAAAAACUUGGGUAGUUUGCACUUCCCAGCUCAACCUAGAGGCUUCAGGACCCUGCUUCCCAUUUGGUCUUUAGUUCUAAUCAAACACUUCUAGCCUUAAACCAUUCAAGGGCUGAUACAAAUACACAGAGCUCUGAGAUCUUAGCCACAAAAAACUGGAUCAGGUGACUAUUGUAACCGGUCAUUAAGUGUUGAAACUUUAAAAAGCAAAAUGUCUACACUUAAUGUGAUUUUUUUAAAGUAGUUUAAAAAAAACAGCCUAUAUAUACUGUUAGAAAAACGAAAACUUUGUUCCCGAAUUUCCUUUUACUCUUAAUAAGAAUGAAAAUAUAUACUAUAAGCACAUGUUAAAAAUUCUAAUUUUUUUUUAAGCAGAAUGUUAAACGGAAAUGAAGUGACAUUUUCAACCCAUCACCAUGAUAUAUUGAAGCAUGUAGGCAUAUUGAGAGAGAACGUCCUCCCUAACCCCAUUAGAGAAGUAUUCCUUUUUAUUUGUGAAACAAAAAUGAUACUCAUUGUGAUGGGCAGAACAGCACUUUGUAGGUAAGACACCAUUCUGAUUCUGUUUCUGGGGACUUCCUUAUUUAGAAAAUGGGGAUGUCACUUUUUGGUUUUCCUUUGAAAAUACUUGAGAACAUAAUAUCAUGAUGGGGGUGGACAGGGAGGCAGGAAAAGCCAUUUUUCUUUGUAGAUAGAUAAGCAUUCUGUAUGAUUGUAUAAUAAAUUGAUUUUUACACUAAAGCAAAGCAUGUUGAGAUUGUUCUUAUUUGGUUCAAAGACAUUAAAAUGUGUGCCUGCGUGGUACUCCAAAUGACUUAUUACUCAGGAAUUUUUUUUUAAUAAAGGGAUAUUUUAGCAAUUAA
Molecule: messenger RNA, 3915 nt
Organism: Lutra lutra (Eurasian river otter)
Lineage: Eukaryota; Metazoa; Chordata; Mammalia; Carnivora; Mustelidae
Gene: ELOVL2
Product: ELOVL fatty acid elongase 2
Exons: 9
Coding region: 126-1016 (296 amino acids)
Biological process (GO): sphingolipid biosynthetic process; very long-chain fatty acid biosynthetic process; fatty acid elongation, polyunsaturated fatty acid
Cellular component (GO): endoplasmic reticulum membrane; endoplasmic reticulum
Molecular function (GO): fatty acid elongase activity
Source: RefSeq, a predicted model, not a curated record